Cucurbitaria berberidis CBS 394.84 is the source of this 3115-nucleotide messenger RNA. RefSeq names its product phospholipase-like protein PldA. Gene Ontology annotation, molecular function: D-type glycerophospholipase activity. The coding region runs from base 167 to 2719 and encodes 850 amino acids. Gene Ontology annotation, biological process: phosphatidic acid biosynthetic process; intracellular signal transduction; cell motility. Lineage: Eukaryota; Fungi; Ascomycota; Dothideomycetes; Pleosporales; Cucurbitariaceae. The transcript is spliced from 2 exons. The record is from RefSeq and is a predicted model, not a curated record.
CAAGUGCCAAGUAGGUACCAGUGAAUACAGGUUUCUCCAUCCCUCCGCGGGCCUACAAGACAAGCAGGACACGCGACAGUGCUUUCCACGCAAAGCCUCACUUUCCUGCGCCUCAGCAUCGCAUUCGUUCCCCUUGCGUUCGUAGAUCGCAACGCACGGCCCAAACAUGUCCGCAUCAGACGGUAAGGGUAAGCGUGGCCUCAAAGAGAAACUUUUCCAUCCAUUCAACCACCGGGCGAGCGAGAAACUGCAAGAAGUGCAAGAGAAACUCGACCACACCAAACUAAGCGAUGUUCACGUCAAAGCGGUCCAUGCAAAGCACAAGGUCGGAAAGUUUACCAACAUCUUCAAUGCCAACCAUCGCCACGAUGAGGAGCAUGAGAGGAAGACGGAUGAGAAGAGGUCCAAGAUUUGUGAAAGUCACCGCUUCAAUUCGUUUGCACCAGAAAGAGAUGGGAACAUCGUCAAGUGGUAUGUUGACGGUAGGGACUAUUUCUGGGCUGUUGCCGAGGCAUUGGAGCAAGCCAAAGAGACCAUCUAUAUUGCAGAUUGGUGGCUAAGCCCUGAACUGUUCUUGAAGAGGCCGCCUUUCUACAACCAGAAACAUAGGUUAGAUCAGGUUCUCAAGCGACGAGCACAGGCUGGUGUGAAGAUCUACAUCUCCGUGUACAAAGAGGUCACUGCGGCUAUUACCUGCAAUAGUCAACAUACCAAAAAGGCCCUCAUGGGCAUGUUCAAAGAGGGCGAGCCUGGCUAUGGAAACAUCACAGUCAUGAGGCACCCCGACCACAAUGUUUUCGAGAACGCCUCGGACAUGACCUUCUACUGGGCGCAUCAUGAGAAGUUCAUCGUCAUCGACUAUGCUAUGGCCUUCAUCGGUGGGCUAGAUUUGUGUUACGGGCGCUGGGACGAGAAGCAACAUCCACUGUCCGAUGUACAUCCUUCUGGCAUUCAGAACCAGAUCUUCCCAGGCCAGGACUUCAACAACAACCGCAUAUUGGACUUCGAAGGUGUCGCUGACUGGAAAUCGAACAAGCUUAACAAGCUUGAGUACGGUCGAAUGCCCUGGCAUGACGUCUCUAUGGGUGUCAUUGGACCGGCAGUAUAUGAUAUUGCGGAGCAUUUCGUCUUGCGAUGGAACUUCAUGAAGCGAGACAAGUACAAACGCGAUGAGCGAUACGACUGGCUUACUAUGGAAGGACGAGAAGGCGAGGACGAAGACUUAAUCGGUGUACAAAGACCCAAAUUUCCUGUUGGUGACUAUACGCAUCAUCCGAUAACCCAACUCAGCACAAAGAAUCUCGACAACCGUGGCACUGUGCAUGCCCAGCUUGUCAGGAGUAGUGCAGAUUGGAGUAUGGGCCUCCUACCGCACGAGCAGAGUAUCCAAAACGCAUAUUGCGAAAUUAUUCGCAACGCACAACACUACGUGUACAUCGAAAACCAAUUCUUCAUCACGGCGACCAGCCAACGCAACGAAAACGCAGUUCACAACCAAAUAGGAGCUGCUAUGGUCGAUGCGGCUGUAAGGGCAUCUAAAGAAGGCAGAAAUUUCAAAAUCAUCGUCGUGAUUCCAGCGGUUCCAGGUUUCGCAGGAGACCUACGAGACAAUGCAGCCGCCGGUACAAGAGCUAUCAUGGAUUACCAGUUCAAGAGCAUAUGCCGUGGAGAGGAGAGCAUCUUUGGGCGUGUCAGAGCACAGGGUGUCGACCCAGAUAAACAUUUCUUCUUCUUCAACCUCCGUUCAUACGAUCGUAUCAAUGUUACUCCGUCGCUCAAGAAGCGCGAGGAGGAAUCUGGUAUGAGCUACAUGGAUCUGGAACAAGCUGAAAUCGAAGAGCUGGAGGCGCCACUCGAAGAAAGUGGAGAAGAAGCACGACGAAAUGCAGCAGCGUUGAGGAAGAAGUUUGCUGGAGAGCAUGAAGACGUCGGGUUAGGCGACCAGGGUGGUGUAAUCGACCCAGACUCCAUCGCUGACGAUGCCAUGCUCACCGAGAAGAAACCGAGUGCCGAACCAUGGGAAGGCGACCCAGAAGAAGAGAAAGAGCACUUCUUCCAGGAGGAAUUAUAUGUGCAUGCCAAAAUCUGCAUCGUCGAUGACAAGUAUGUCAUCUGCGGCUCCUCUAACAUCAACGACCGCUCGCAGCUCGGCUUCCACGAUUCCGAGCUGUCAAUUGUUCUGCAGGACCAGGACGAGGUCGAGAUCGAAAUGGACGGCAAGCCCUACAAAGCCGCGCGCCUCGCCCACGAGCUGCGCAGUAAUUUGUGGCGCGAGCACCUGGGCCUCCUCCCCCCACAAUCCCUCGACGCAACAGACGACCCGAAUGCCCAACCUCCCAAUGAGAACUCCCGCAACGACCCACUUCCUGGCCCAGAAGCAGACUUCGUCUCUGACCCGCUUUCCCCGAAACUCUGGGACGAGUGGUUUGAGCGCGCGGGCACGAAUACCGAGGUCUUCCGCAGCUUGUUUCACGCAGACCCCGAUGACUCCAUUCUUACGUUCGAAGACUACGAUGCCUUUACGCCAAACCCGAAGGCGGAUAAGGAUCACAAGCAGGGCCAUUUGUAUGACAAGGUUCGACCUGUGCAGGAGAUCAGGCAGGAGUUGGAUCGUAUCAAGGGGCAUUUGGUUUGGAUGCAGUUGAAGUUCCUAGAGAACGCGGAAUUGGCCGAGAGGGGUCUGGCGGUGAACUCGUUUACGGAGAGUGUUUAUACUUGAUGUGGUUUACCUACACGGAUUGAUGGGAUCGGUUGGAAAGUCUUCACCAUGGGAGUGGCUGGCGUUGCUACUGCGUGAUUCACUUGUUUAUAGUUCGUUCUUGUAUUGGUUAGUUCUGGCGAGGGCAUGUAAUAGGGGUGGAAAUUUGCUAUUGUCACUGUGUAGCUUUGAUCCGUUUGGUAUCAGGAUCAAUAUUGUUUGAACGAGAUCUUCUUUUGCAUUUAUUAACGUCUUGUGCCUAAGCAUAAUCGCUUUAUAUCAUAGUUCACGGCUGUGAUGGAACAGUUGCAGCCUUUUCUGUGAUAUUCCAGAUGAUGCCUUAGUUGUUGUCAAUGACACCGUUUCUUAGCGCAGUACAAUCUGUAAAAGUUCUUAACUAAGAAAUAAUAUUUUCCC